Molecule: messenger RNA, 512 nt
Organism: Kogia breviceps (pygmy sperm whale)
Lineage: Eukaryota; Metazoa; Chordata; Mammalia; Artiodactyla; Physeteridae
Product: large ribosomal subunit protein eL43-like
Biological process (GO): translation
Cellular component (GO): ribosome
Molecular function (GO): structural constituent of ribosome
Source: RefSeq, a predicted model, not a curated record
AUGAAGAGACAAGAAAACAGCAUCUGCUUUCUGGGCUCAGCCUUAGUUUGCAACGACAAAGCUAAAUGCACUAAGGAGGUCAGAAUCAUCGGUAAAUAUGGGACCUGUUUUGAUGCCUCCCUCAGGAGAAUGGUGAAGAAAAUUGAAAUCCACCAGCACGCCAAGUACACUUGUUCCUUCUGAGGUGAAACCAAAAUGAAGAGCUGAGUUGUGGGGAUCAGGCACUGGGGUUCCUGCAUGAAAAUUGUAGCUGGUGGUGCCGGAACCUCCCAGCCCACUUCUGCAGUCACAGUAAUGUCUGCUCUCAGAAGACUGAAGGCAUGCAAAGGCCAGUAAAAGCUCCACCAUUUGAAACAUUGCUAGCCCAUAAUAAAUAGCUUGAUUUAUGUAACAAACACACAAAACAGCAUUCAUUAUUCCCAUUUUCCAGGACCCCCUGGAAACUGCCCCCUGAAUUCCUCUAUACUGAUGCUAUCAGUGGCUGCAGUAAGACAACAGGGAACAUUUCUUUC